Anopheles merus is the source of this 1509-nucleotide messenger RNA. RefSeq names its product lactosylceramide 4-alpha-galactosyltransferase. Gene Ontology annotation, molecular function: alpha-1,4-N-acetylgalactosaminyltransferase activity. The transcript has 2 exons. The record is from RefSeq and is a predicted model, not a curated record. Gene Ontology annotation, biological process: glycosphingolipid biosynthetic process. NCBI's taxonomy places the organism in Eukaryota, Metazoa, Arthropoda, Insecta, Diptera, Culicidae. The coding region runs from base 31 to 1287 and encodes 418 amino acids.
CUCAAGCUUUUCUGCGUGAACACAAGUAAAAUGUUCUCGCAAAGAAAGUGUCGCUUUGUUCUUUAUAUCGUUGGUGCAUUCGUUUUUCUUCUGCUUGUACGUCGCAUUGGUGAUCGCCAGAGGAGAAUUACGCCGCACAUUUACUCUCAGAUUGUCGAAGAAGAUUUGGAAUUUUGGGAAUCAUACGAAAACCGAUUUUUCGCCACAAAACAAUUACACCAACAGAAAAGUGAAUCCGUCACAGCUCCGUCUUCUACAUUGAAGCGUGUCGCCACGACUACCUCCGCACCAACAACUCCAAGUCCAUGGAUCGACACCUGUUUCAAGAUCUUCGGCAGUAAUGUCACUACCGGGUACAGCUUACACGGCAAACACAUACUGGAGGAUGUGCAGCAGUCCGUACCGCAGCCGACCGACGAUGGCCGUAACAUCUUCUUUCACGAAACAUCCUGCUUGAAGAAGGACGGUAUUGUGCGGCUGAAUGCCCGACAAGCCUGUGCAAUCGAGUCGGCUGCCCGGGCCAAUCCUGAGUGGAACGUGUAUGUACUGUUUGCGGCUCCGGUUGGCUUCCGGAACCGCACGACACAGCCAGUCCUUGACGCACUGCUCCAGUGUCCUAAUGUGCAUCUGCGCUACGUCAACUUGACCACAUACGCGAACGAAACACCGCUGGAAGAAUGGAUGGCGAGGGGGGAAAUAUUACGCUCACAGUACAUGAACUCGCAUCUGUCCGAUGUGAUGCGCUAUCUGACCCUCUACAAGUAUGGUGGAACGUACCUUGAUCUGGAUGUGAUCGUGCAACAGUCUUUUGAGAAGCUGGAACCGAACUAUGCCGGUGCCGAAUCGUUUGAUUUGAUUAAUUCCGCUGUAAUGAACUUGGAACCGAAAGGCCACGGCCAUGAGCUGGCGGAAAUGUGUGUUCGAGACCUACUGGCCAACUAUAAUGGUUAUCAAUGGGCUCAAAAUGGUCCAGGGGUAAUAACGCGCGUAUUGGUAAAGCACUGCCAUACCCAGUCGAUCACCAACAUGACCCAGCAUUGUUCCCAGCACUUUACCGUCUAUCCACCCAGCGCUUUUUACGCAAUUGCGUAUUGGAAUUAUAAACAGUUUUUUGAAGAACCGUACCUAAAGUCGGUCCUCGAUGCGCUCAAUCAAUCGAUCGUGGUGCACCUGUGGAACAAGCUGAGUAAAGACAAUCCGGUGUGGGUUGGGUCACGGGUCGCUUACGGUGUGCUAGCCGAACGGCACUGUCCCAACGUGUACGGGUCUUGUGGGCCCGUCUUCUAACACUAUCAGCACAUAAUCAUAUCUUAAUUCAAGCUUCCUAAAAUCAUCAAUUGAUCACACACGAUCACAGACUGUCGCUGCUGUCGCCAUUGCAACAUCUUCAUCAAUAAAGCGAUACUGCCAUGUAGAUACCCCUCGCAUAGGUAUUGGUACAAGACAUCGGAUUGUAUUGUCUUGAUUUUCAUCAGCUAAUUGGAAUGCAUAACAUUAAUGAUUAUUUGU